AUGGCGUCACUCAACCUGUCCAUAAACGGACCCUCGAUCAAGAGCAGCUACCAGGGUGUCAUCAACGGCCCGCCUCCGAGCUCGAGCUCGCCGACAUACGCUCAAUGGGCUUUGUUCUCGGUUCAAGCUCCUCUGGCUAAUGCCUUCCAAGAUACUGGUGCCAAGGAGAGCGUGCUUAAGGUCCAGGGCACUGGAGAUGGCGAGCUCUCAGAACUCAUCGAAGACUUCAACGAGGGUCGCAUCCAAUUCGCUUUCGUAAAGGUCAAGGACCCUAAUUCUGGGCUUCCCAAGAAUGCCCUGAUUGCUUGGUGUGGAGGCGGUGUCCCCGAGCGGACCAAGGGCUACUUCACCACCCACACAGCAGCCGUUUCCAAGAUCCUCCACGGCUAUCACGUCCAGAUCACCGCUCGUUCAGACAGCGACCUCGAGCCGGAGAGCGUUAUGCGCAAGAUUGCCGAUGCCUCCGGCGCCAAGUACUCAGCCGGCGGCUCCACGGCUUCCCCAGCCCCACCGCCAGUUGCUUCUAAGCCCGUAUUCACUCCCACCACAUCAUCGGUUGGAUCUGUCAACCCGAUCGUGGCCGCACGAAACCGCAAGCCCGCGAACGUCGAUGAAGACGGCUGGGGCGCCGACGCUCCCCCUGUCACCCGGUCGCAGCUCGAGAAGGUCGCGCCGGCAUACAAGCCCACCAAGGUGAACAUGGCAGAGCUCACGAAGCAGCGCCAAGAACCCUCCGGCUUCAAUGGGAACAACUCUCAAGAAGACCGAGGCGACGUUGUAAGAGGGGGAUACCAGCCAAUCGGAAAGGUGGAUAUCGCUGCCAUUCGUGCUGCCGCCAAGGAAAAGAACGACGACAGGCCGACUCCUGUGAAGGGUGCCUACGAGCCGGUUGGCAAGGUUGAUAUUGCGGCUAUCCGUGCUAAGGCGCAGAAGCCCUCCGAGCCGGAGCCCGCCGCCGAUGAAGAGCGUCCGAGGUCCCUGGCCGAACGCAGUGCUGCUUUUAGCCAGCCCGGGCAGUCGGAGCGCCUCACGUCUCUCCCCAAGCCAAAGGUCGCCAACAAGUUUGGUGGAUCUACUUUCACUGGGACGAAGGCUCCCACGCCCGGAGGCAUGGGCUUCGGCGCACCUGCCGUCCCGGCUGCUGCGCCCGUUGGAGCUGCCAGCCGAACCUUUGCUGACCAAGGCGGCAAGACGCCUGCCCAGCUGUGGGCUGAGAAGAAGGGCAAGACGGGCUCCAUCUCGAACCCUGUGUCGCCUCCUAUCACAUCCCCCAUUGGAGUGCAGAAGAGCGGAGAGUGGAAGAGUGGCUACUCCGGAAAGUCCUGGGCUCCUGUUCAGACCGCCGAAUACAGCCGUGGUAAGAUUAGCCAAGAGAACACUGGCGAGCAGGAGCGUGAGGCACCUGCCUCCCCCAGCGGUGGUGUUGGUGCCCUUCGCGAUCGUUUCAAGGGUACUGCUCCUAUUGCUGUGGGAGCUGCAGCCGUUGCCGGUGCAGCUGGAGGCGCCGCAGCUUAUGCCGCUCACAAUGAUGCCGAGGAAGAAGAGGAGGAGGCACCCCCUCCUCCUCCUGCAGGCAGCCGACCGCCCGCUGGUGGAUUCGCGCUCCCUGGCAUGCCUCCCCGUCCCGCUCCCGAGGAGGAAGAGGAGGAGGAGGCCGAGCCGGACUCGCCCAUUCGCGUUGCUCAACCAGUCGCUCGCGGAAACGAGGUCGAGUUCGAGCCCCCUGUCGAGCGAGAGCCUCCCAGGCCCAUCCCUACGCAGGAGAUUGAGGAGGAGCUGCCAAGAGAGGAGGAGCUCCACGAGGACAACAACGCUGGCCGCGGUGCGGCGGCAGCAGUUGCCGAGCAGCAGUUUGGCCAGGAGCAGGUUGCUGCCGGUCAGGCACAAGGUGGCGGUCACCGUGCGUUGAUUCAGUACGAUUACGAGAAGGCUGAGGACAAUGAGCUUGAGCUUGUCGAGGGCGAGUACGUCACCAACAUUGAGAUGGUUGACGAGGACUGGUGGAUGGGCACCAACUCUCGUGGCGAGAGCGGUCUGUUCCCUAGCAACUAUGUGGAGCUCGUCGAGGACGAGGCCGAACCGGCACCAGCAGCGCGUGCGGCGCCUCCCCCCGCCCCGGCUCAAGCGGAGCCCGAACCGGAACCGGCGCCGGCGGCCGGCAGCGGUCGGACUGCUACGGCUCAGUUCGAUUACGAGGCUGCGGAAGAUAAUGAACUUUCAUUCCCCGAGAACGCUACGAUCACGGAUCUCGAGUUCCCCGAUGAGGAUUGGUGGUUCGGUUCCUACGGCGGCAAGCAGGGCUUGUUCCCUGCCAACUACGUCCAGCUUGAUAACUAA
Messenger RNA from Colletotrichum chrysophilum, 2337 nucleotides. RefSeq lists its product as uncharacterized. Gene Ontology annotation, molecular function: actin filament binding. The record is from RefSeq and is a predicted model, not a curated record. NCBI's taxonomy places the organism in Eukaryota, Fungi, Ascomycota, Sordariomycetes, Glomerellales, Glomerellaceae. The transcript has 3 exons. Bases 1 to 2337 code for a protein of 778 amino acids. Gene Ontology annotation, cellular component: site of polarized growth; cortical actin cytoskeleton; actin filament. Gene Ontology annotation, biological process: regulation of actin filament polymerization.